AUGUCCCAACAAGCAUUUGUAUCUCGUAUAACCAAUGAAACUAAAAUUCAAAUUGCAAUUUCGUUAAAAGGCGGGCCAAUUGAAUUACCAAACUCCAUCCUACCCCCAAAACAAACCGUUGAAGAAGAUGUUGCAUCACAAAAGACCCAAUCCCAAGUUAUCAACAUUCACACAGGUGUUGGAUUUUUGGACCAUAUGAUUCAUGCCUUAGCUAAACAUUCUGGAUGGUCUCUUAUCGUGGAAUGUAUUGGUGAUUUACAUAUCGAUGACCACCAUACCACUGAAGAUUGCGGUAUUGCGUUGGGUACAGCAUUCAAUGAUGCCUUAGGUGCUGUCAGAGGUGUCAAAAGAUUUGGCACUGGGUUUGCCCCAUUAGAUGAAGCUUUAUCUCGUGCAGUUGUAGAUUUAUCAAAUAGACCAUAUGCAGUUGUGAAUUUAGGGUUAAAAAGAGAAAAAAUUGGAGACUUAUCCUGUGAGAUGAUCCCUCAUUUCUUAGAGAGUUUUGCCGAGGCAGCCAGAAUUACCAUGCACGUGGAUUGUUUGCGGGGUUUCAACGAUCAUCAUAGAAGUGAAAGCGCUUUCAAAGCAUUAGCUGUCGCAUUAAGAGAAGCGAUUUCUCCAAAUGGUACUAAUGAUGUUCCUUCUACAAAAGGAGUUCUAAUGUAA
Messenger RNA from Arxiozyma heterogenica, 666 nucleotides. It is a transcript of the gene HIS3, whose product is annotated as imidazoleglycerol-phosphate dehydratase HIS3. Gene Ontology annotation, molecular function: imidazoleglycerol-phosphate dehydratase activity. The coding region runs from base 1 to 666 and encodes 221 amino acids. NCBI's taxonomy places the organism in Eukaryota, Fungi, Ascomycota, Saccharomycetes, Saccharomycetales, Saccharomycetaceae. The record is from RefSeq and is a predicted model, not a curated record. The transcript has a single exon. Gene Ontology annotation, biological process: L-histidine biosynthetic process.